GGAGAAAAGGAUGUGGAGCAGAAAAAACAAGAUGAGAAGACGGAGCAAGAAAUUCCUCCGUUGUACUUCAUGAAUCUUAAACUUGUUGUUCCUGGAUGUAAUGAAACAGUUACUGUACAGGUAACUUACUCAUUUGAGUUCUCAAAAAUUCUCAACAACUGAGAGAGUUUGGGAGAAUUUGUAAAAAACGAUUUGUAAAUAAUCUUAAUUAACAUUCUUUUAAAUUGGGCAAACAUAAAUUCUGUAUUUUCUUGUAUUUUCUGUAUUUUCAUAAAUUCUGUAAUUCUGUAUUCUGUUCCUUCAAUAAUCCACCGCGUUUACCAAAGAUUCUUUUAUUCUAGAUAUCUUCUCACGAAACAAUCCAAGAUAUACGUCAGGUUGUGUUAGAUCGUCAAGAAAGUUGCUUCAGAACGUGCGUUUCGCUUCAUUUUGAUGGCAAACGAUUGGAUGACUUUGCUGAACUUCAUACAAUUGAGGGAUUGAAGGAUGAUUCUGUUGUCAAGAUUGUUGAAGGUUUGAUGCUUUUCCAGAUUUUUCUCUUGAUUAUCCUUAACAUUUAACAAAGCUUUCAAGUAUGGGAGUAAGGGUGUGGCAUUGAAGAGAAAUGUUUUUCUUCGGUAAAAAUGUUGCAGAUCCAACCAUUAAAAAGUCAAAAUUUUUUAUCCUACUUAAAUAUCAAUGGACCUAUUACCUAUAAUAACCAAAAUUUUGAUCUCAACAAGUCUAGACAAAAAUUUCACCACAGCUUGAAAGAGCAUCACAAAAUUAGUAAUAUUCCGACGUUUCGUUGCGAAAUGUUGUAAAAUGCGGAUAAUAUAGCCUUGCGAAGUUUGCCGUUUUUCAGUCAUUUUGUAUUUUACGCACGGGAAUUUGGUACCGCUUUCUGAAAAAAGGUAUCAAUUUCCCGCGCGUAAUACAAAAUGACUGAAAAACGGCAAACUUCGCAGGGCUAUAUUAUCCCCAUUUUACAACAUUUCGCAACGAAACUUUGGAAUAUUACUAAUUUUGUGAUGCUCUUUGAAGCUGUGAUGAAAUUUUUGUCUUGACUUGUCUAUAGAUCAAAAUUUUGUUUGUUGGGGAAUAGGUCCAUUAGGCUAUAUAUUUUCAAGUAGUCUAAGUUUCUGUUUUCAUUUCAGAAUCGUAUUCAGUUCGAGAAGCUCGUAUUCACGUGAGACGGUUGCGAGAUUUACUGAGUACAUCAUUUGAAAAUAAUGCGCAUAAUGCUGCUGAUAACUUAUCUCUCUCGUUUUCUGUCGCUGUCUCUGGUGUCGAAGUUGAAGGUAUAGCAUAUGAUUAUUAUCUAUGGAUAUAUAAUCGAUUAUAAAUUAUCAAGUAUAGGAAACUUAGUUGUUUGAGCAUUGUAAUUAGUUCUACAUGUAUAGUUAAUUAAAUAAGAAAUAUGUGUUUCAAUAUUUUUAUGAUGUUGUGGUUGAUUUACACUAUCGAACUCUUUGUGAUCACAGUGGCCCAUGAGCUUAUUUCCAGAGAUUGUAGGGUCUUAGCCAGAGGGGAGGGGGCUACAUUUGCAAGUUGAAAAAAUUGCUCGACUGUCGUGGGAAUCAAACCGGCGACCUUUAAGGCCAUGUUACACGGUGCAAUUUUUCUUGCAACUUGCAAUGCAAUUCUACUCUUGAGAGAUGUAAAAUUGCCAAAUACGAGUAUUCAUUACACUCAGCUGAUGUUUUCUAGUCAACAUAUCGAAAAUUCUUCACUGAUUUCACUAAUUAACAUCUCUCAAGAGUAGAAUUGCAUUGCAAGUUGCAAGAAAAAUUGCACCGUGUAACAUGGCCUUUAAUUGCAUUCUUGUUGUGUUGUAUUUUCAGAGGAAGUGAUAAAAACCAAACGGGAUACUAACAAUACAGUACCCACAGAGGAAUGUACACCACCUGAUCAUGUCUUUCCUUCUGAAGAACAACCUCUCUCUAUUGGCGCAUUGUUCCCUAAAUCCGUCGCACCUAAGGUAAGGAACAUUGAAGACCUAACCAAAGCAAACUGUAGCGAUUCACAGUACAGUAAGGACUCUUUGUGAAAUAUGGAGGGGGGGGAGGUUUAGGUUGCUUAUACAAUCUUAUUUUUCAAGAGGAGAGCGCUGACGCUCAAUGGGUUAAAGUUCAUUCUAAUAUAUAGAUUAAUUUAUAGAUUAUCAAUGCUUUUAUGGUUGAAAUAUUAGUGUUACAGCUUUGUUACACACGCAGUUAUUCAGCUAUCAUUCAAAGUCUUUCAGAAAUGAUUGGCCAAUCAGUAGACAUAUUAACAUAUAUUUUAUUAAUCUUGCAUUUUAUUCUAUUUUUAGGUGCCAAUCUGUGUGAAAGAGAUAUCUUUGAGUAGCUGGAAUCCACCUCCCGGACAUCGUAAAUUAGCGGGUAAGGGGGAAACCGUGUCUAAAUUUCGUCUCUUUUACCCCCGUCCUCUAUUUUGCUAACUUUCGUAAUAAGCCCCCAUACGUGCAGUCACGGACAACUUCCCUUCCACAGAAAACGGUUCGCUUCCACGGAAAACGGUUCCCUUCCACAGAAAGCGGUUCCUUUCAAUAGAAAACGGUCCCCUUCUCCAGAAAACGGUUCCCUUCUCCAGAAAACAGUUCCCUUCAACAGAAAACGGUUCCCUUCAACAGAAAACGGUUCCCUUCUCCAGAAAACGGUUCCCUUCAACAGAAAACGGUUCCCUUCUCCAGAAAACGGUUCCCUUCAACAGAAAACGGUACCCUUCAACCGAAAACGGUACCCUUCUCCAGAAAACGGUUCCCUUCUCCAGAAAACGGUUCCCUUCCACAUAAAACGGUUCCCUUCAACAGAAAACGGUUCCCUUCCAUGACAGGGCGAGUACAAGGGGGUACACCCACCACGACAAAUACAACAAUUCAUAAUAUUUUCAGCGUGCACUUGUUGAUGUUAACUUGGUUUGGGGAGAGAGGAGGCGUAUCUAAAUCUUCUUAAAUAUGGAGGGACACGCCCCUUACACUCCUACCCAAGAAAAUCUGCGUGCGGAUUCCCAAUAUGCUGUAUUUUGUUUCAGGUGAUUUGCUGUAUAUCGACGUGAUAACUCUCGAAGACGAUCACGUGAACGUCACGUCCUGUCCAUCGGGCUUCUUCAUAAACAGGUAAACCCGCCUCGCAUUUACUAAAUGCUGGUUCACACUAUCAAAGUUUCUGUGAUCACAGUAAAAAGUUUGCAUUGGUAAAUUUUGAAGCAUUUGUAAGAACUGUUUGAGAAAACUCACUCCAAGUCCGUUCUCUCAAACAUUUCUUACAAAUCCUUCAAAACUUAGAAUUUACCCAUGCAAAAUUCCUACUGUGAUCACAGAAACUUUGAUAGUGUAAACCAUCCUUUAUAACACUCAGUAAGUUCCCUCAAACAUUUCUUACAAUUCCUUCAAAACUUAGAAUUUACCUAUGCAAAAUUCCUACUGUGAUCACAGAAACUUUGAUAGUGUAAGGCAGAC
This is a messenger RNA of Paramuricea clavata, 3442 nucleotides long. The record is from the annotation of a GenBank genome assembly. Lineage: Eukaryota; Metazoa; Cnidaria; Anthozoa; Malacalcyonacea; Plexauridae.